AUGUCAAUGCAGCGCGCAGUAGAAGAAAUCACCAACGUCUUGGAAAGAGAUAGCAUCGCACCAUCCCAGUUUAUCCUCUCAUUACUCACUAGCCGACAGUACAAUAAUCAUCAUAUUGUGCGAGAUUUAGUAGCGCACUCGCCCGAUAUACUCGCAGCAUUUCUGCGGCAUCCUUCAAAGGAAGACACAUUCGAAAACUCUGUGCGUCAGCUCGUUCAUGAACAAUACAUCACCAACAUACGGGAAAUGUCAUCUGAGCGUGCAGGAUGGCAUUUUGGUGCAUCGAGUACAACUACAAAGCAGCUGGAGGACUUCAGCAUUGAGGAGAUGGCCCGAGAGAUGGAAACUAGCGCACCUGCAUUGUGGAACUUGCUGGGGGGGAAAGGGGACGAUGUGCCAAUGUCCAUUGAUGACAGUUACUGGGAUCAGGUGGAAGCAAUAGAUCUCGAGGGGUUUAUCAAUGGACUCACCUCUGAAAACGGUUCGACGGGGCUCAAAGCAGACCGACGUGAGCUGCGUAGCGCUGCGAUUAUCAGCAUUAAAAAAGUUGUCAUUCUCAGUAUUAUGAUGCAAAGCACCAACCACAAAUCCAACGCACUGCAAAGUAUACUUGGUAUAUUCUUGCAGUCCAUGCACACACCGCAGCACGUUGUCGACACCCUCACACGGAUUGGUAUCUCGAUAUCAACGGAUUCAAUCCACUCCGCAAUCAAGUCGUUAUCAAUCGAGUCACAAAACACUAUGCGUGAUCUCGGGCGAUCUCUUCUCGCAUCAUAUGCUUACGACAAUUUCGACGUUGACAUCAAAACACAUGUUCCGUCAGCCGAGAAGUCCAACGAGUCGCUGAAACAUCUUACCUCCGGUUUGAUGUUUCCGCUACAGCAUGGGGUCACUAUUGAUGACCUGAAAUGUUCGGAAGAGCUCUGGGUGAAGUCAAAUUUGAACAUCUAUGCAAGGGACAAUGACUUACCUGCACGGAAAACAUGGAGGGACCUUUUGUUCAUUCACCCGCAGCCACACACAACACCCAACUCAAACCUCACCCGACGCGACAAAUUUAAUUCAUGGAUGUUCUUGACGGACCUAUGCACCCAUGGCCCUGAGUACUUCCAUCGCUUCCGCUCAGAAAUACAAGAGCCAGAAGACGUGGAACAAAUCCCCCUAGUCAAAACACCAAUCAUUGCGACAUGUGCGAUGGAUAUCAACAACUCAACUGAUGUUGUGCGCAAGCCAGAUUGCGUGCUAAGGGUACACAAAUUAUUUCAGCUCUCCAACAAAUGA
Suillus clintonianus is the source of this 1281-nucleotide messenger RNA. RefSeq lists its product as uncharacterized. NCBI's taxonomy places the organism in Eukaryota, Fungi, Basidiomycota, Agaricomycetes, Boletales, Suillaceae. The record is from RefSeq and is a predicted model, not a curated record. The coding region runs from base 1 to 1281 and encodes 426 amino acids. The transcript is spliced from 4 exons.